AUGUCCACAACGAAUAUUUAUUCGUUUUCACAACCAAUUAUUGUAGAAAAACCUUCUUCUUCUCUAUCGGAAACAAUACGUAAUCUCAUAUCAAAUGCAUUUGCACCAUUUCAACAAGAAUAUCGUCGUUGGCCAUGGUCACAAAUAGGAACAAUAGUUAUUGUAUGUAUUGGUUCUUAUACAGUCUAUAAAUAUUUACCUGGACCUUACCGACGUUAUUAUAUGUUAUCAACAAAGAAUUUUUCUUCUCAAUAUAAUAAAGCACUUCAUGUAGAAAAAGAAACACUUUUUAAUGAAUUAAAAAAUGUAAAGGCAAGAGAAGAAGGAAGAACAAAAAUACAAGUAGUAGAAAUUGGUGCUGCACAUGGUGCUAAUAUGGCAUAUUAUCCUCCAAAUAUUAUUGAACUUAUUUGUGUCGAACCAAUACGAGAAUUUGAAGUCUAUUUAACACAAACACUUGGACGAAAUCCUCAUGUCAAAUGUAGAGAAUUAUUAGUAGGUGGUGCUGAAAAUCUUUCUGUUAUUCGAGAUAAUCAAGUCGAUGCUGUUGUAUCAACAUUAACAUUAUCUUCAUGUAAAAAUGUUCAUCAAGUAUUACGUGAAAUUCGUCGAAUACUUAAACCUGGUGGUAUUUUUCUUUAUAUGGAAAAUAUUCGUUCACCAAAUCCUUUUCUUGCCUUUAUUCAAUAUCUUUGUUCACCAAUGUAUAAAUUUUUAUUUGGUAUUUCAUUAAUAAGAAAUAUUCCUGAAUAUAUUGAACGAGCACAUUUUUCUGGUGGUACAACACAACGUAUAUUUGUUGCACGUGGUAUUCCAUUUCUUUUAAGUCCUCAUGUAUCGGGUAUUGCUCGAAAAUGA
Molecule: messenger RNA, 858 nt
Organism: Adineta steineri
Lineage: Eukaryota; Metazoa; Rotifera; Eurotatoria; Adinetida; Adinetidae
Source: the annotation of a GenBank genome assembly